Molecule: messenger RNA, 4588 nt
Organism: Lepisosteus oculatus (spotted gar)
Lineage: Eukaryota; Metazoa; Chordata; Actinopteri; Semionotiformes; Lepisosteidae
Product: KIAA2013 ortholog
Source: RefSeq, a predicted model, not a curated record
GUGUCGGAACUGGGACGGGAAGAGGAGUAGCAGCCCCUGGUGAAAAUGGAGAAACCAGCAACGCGUUGACAAGGAAGGGGAAACGGACAGGCGGUUGCGAUUCAAGGAGAGCUUAAAAAUCGGAGGAAGCAAAAUGAUGGAAAAAAAUACAUAGUGGGACUUAAAUCGAUUACAUCAUGCAAAUCGAGAGAUCUUGACUUUUUACACCAGAUCCGUAUGCAGUUUUCUGCGUAAAUACAGCACCGCACACAAAAAUAAACGUUUCUGCAGAAUAAAACGAGGUGAGGUAUGGCUCCAGCAAGGAACUCCAGUUUAAUCGAAGCUAAUCUGCUAACCAAGUAUUUGCACUGAGUACGGAAAGUGCCAGAAUUAAAACUUUGGGAAGUUGUUCGCUGCGGUAAAGCAUGUAAGAAAUUCUCUGCUUAUAUAUUUUGUUUAUAAUGUACUCCGACCAUGAAAGUCGCUAUGAAAAAGCAGUCGAUAUUUAUGGGAUUUGGUGCGAAUGUUCAACAAAUGUGAACGUGAAAUAAGCCGAUAUUAAAAGAGCGCUAAAAUUUUAUAUGUAUUCAAGUUCGAAACCCGGAAGACUGUAAACUAGAUUGCACACGACUCCAAGAAAACUCGAUAUCGAAACUGGGGGGAAAAACGCUGUAGAUAUACAAGGUACCUUGUGCUGUGAACAUUGAAAGGAUGCUGCACGUUAGUUGAAGAUUGGAUUUAUAAAAUAUAUAUUUAUAUGGCUGACCAAAGAAUACUGGGAGUUGGAAAAAUGUACAUACCCGUGAGUAGAUGAAGCCUGUAAAAUAAACGAUGGGUGACAGAAACUGGUAACAGAAAAGCAAUCAGUUUUGCAUUAAGUUUUAGAAUUAAACAUAUUAUAUAAUGUGGCUUCAGCAGAGACUAAAGGGGCUGCCGGGGCUCUUGUCGAGCAGCUGGGCAAGGAGAGUUCUUGUUGGAUUGCUGUUGUUCUUCAUUAUAUACUGGUACCUCAGCUCAGAUGGUAUUUUGCGGAUCUUCAGCAGUUCAGGGGAGCCUGGAGGAGCAACAGGCCAGUGCUUGCAGACAGAAAUUCAGAGAUGGAAGCAGGUCGCAGACAAAGGGGAGGGAAUUAUUAUAACCCCACAAAGUAAGGUGGUUGUACCUGCUGUAGUUGGAAAUGGACACUUCUUGGUGGACAUUGAUUCCAACAAACUGUGGAUCUCCUCAGCCCAGUCUGGUUCUGCCCCGGUCUAUCUGACAGAGUACUCGCCCUUGGUGGGCCUGAAGGCUUCCACGAAGCGCUCAGAGGCCGAGGCAGUGAUGCUUUGGUUCCGUAAAGGCUCUGUUCUGUCUGCCCGCUGCACUCUGAUGGGGCCUUCCCAGGCCACCCGGGACUGCGUCACGGUCAGAGAGGAGUUCAUCGCCCACCGCAGCCGGCCCAGGGUUUACCUGCAGAGGAUACACAUCACCAACCCCUCCGACAGGACAGCCACCUUCGAGACCUUGGCCCCCUCCCCGUCCUUCGGGAGCAAGUUCUCGGCUAGCGUGGAGAAGGUGGAGGACAAGGAGUUCGUCCUCUCCUCGGGGAGGGUCCUGACCGAGAAGAAGCAGAUCGUGCUGGUGGUAGUGGCCACAAAGAGACUGGCUGGCCGGCUGCAUGUGGGUGCCAAGACGGAGUUUGUGGAGAACGUGCUGUCGGUGGUCCACACCUCUGAGCCUAUCGAGGCAUCCAAGCUGGAAGAAACCUUCACCAGGCUGAGGGACGGGGCUAAGAAGGAGAUGGGGGAUUUGCUGAGAAUGAGUGUGGAAGAAAUCUACCAGGACCAUCAGCAGGCCUGGACAGACCUGUUUAUAUCUGGGGUGGAAAUGAGAAAGAUUAUGGACUCUCACACGCCGUCCAGUGACACAGUGAACACCACGUUUUAUUACGUUCUCUCCACCUCCACGGCGCCCCUGCUGGACAAAAGGAUCACUGUGGAAGAGCGCGAGAGGCUGGAGUCCAGCCUUAAUUACGCUGACCACUGUUUCAGUGGCCACGCCACCAUGCACGCUGAGAACCUGUGGCCAGCGCGGGUCACCAGCGUCGCCCAGAUCCUGCAGCUCGUCAACCUCUGGAACCUGACCCUGCAGAAACGGGGCUGUAAGGUGCUGGUGGCGGCGGGGGUUCACGGGGUGAUGCAGGGCAUGGUGCUGAGCUUUGGGGGGCUGCAGUUCACCGAGAACCACCUGCAGUUCCAGGCGGACCCUGAUGUCCUCCACAACAGCUAUUCCCUGCGAGGCAUCCACUACAACAAAGACCUGAUCAACCUGGCGGUGCUGCUUGACGCCGAAGGCAAGCCCUUCCUGCAUGUGUCAGUGAAGCCUCAGGAGAAGCCGGUCAAGCUGUUUGCCUGUGAGGCCGGCUGCAUGAACGAGCCCGUGGAGCUGACCUCUGAGGUCAAAGGGCACACCUUCCCCGUGAUGGUGACCCAACCCAUCACGCCUCUGCUCUACAUCUCCACAGACCUGACCCACCUGCAGGACCUGAGGCACACCCUGCACCUGAAGGCUAUCCUGGCCCAUGAGGAUCACAUGGCCAAGCAAUACCCUGGCCUCCCAUUCCUCUUCUGGUUCAGCGUGGCGUCUCUCAUCACGCUUUUCCACCUCUUUCUGUUCAAACUGAUCUACAAUGAGUACUGUGGACCAGGGGCGAAGCCCCUCUUCAGAAGCAAGGUAAUGACCAGCAAUGAUGACGUAUGAGACGGUAAGAAGAAAUCAUCAAAUACACGAUCUGAAGGACCUUCAAAGAAUCCAUCCAGAAUAUGUUUGGAAGUUGCGUGUGUGUGAAAACACUUUUAAAUUUAUUCUUAUAUUUAUUGUUAAGUGAAGGGUUGGGACGAGCUUAAUUUUCUUUACUGGUGUUGGUUUCAUACAAAACAGGAAGUAAUAUUGCUGUUAGAAGCAUGUCUUUAAUUUACUGGUGACUACAGAUAAUGGUGAUUUUGGAAAGGAUGUUACCUUCAGCUUUUGACUCCAUUGAUUAUAACAGGGUGACCCCUAGAUGAAAUGCAGGUGGUCACCACUGGAAAGGGGUUAGCACUCAGUCGCCAAAACUCAACAGGAGGAAAACCGUGUUCCAUCUUUAACGCAGGUUCAUUUCAUUCUUCCCUCAUUGUCUGCAGAAAGAUUUAUUUAAAUAAUUGUAUCUUGUUCUCCCGAGACAAGUUAUUUAUAAUACUGCAUUUAUAGUGGAUUAUUAAGGCUAAUUUUAUUCAGCUAAUAGCUGAAGGGUUUUGCAAACCUUAGAGCUUUCUAACCAUGCACAUAAAUGUCUUCAUGAAGUUUCCUGUUUUAAUUUUUUCUUAAGAAGUUAUAUUGUUGAUGAGCAGUAGGACAGUGAAAAAUCAUCUGCAGGUAAUUACUGAAUAAUACUGUCAAAAUAUUAUGACAAUCCAAAGGGAUUGAAUUAACUGUGUAAUUAUGAAGUUCUGAUGAAAUUCUAGACUGCAGUUCACAUAAAUCACAUAUACAGUAGCCAAAUAUUAGGAGAGGGUUGUUAUUCAGCAGGUCUAUACAGUUUAAAUGCCAGAGGUAAAUUAACUUUCCAGGGUAACUCUAGGUUGGUCAUUGUAUAGAAUGGUAAUGGGCCUAGAAUCAUUUAGAUGUCUUAUAACUGCUUUAAUUCUGAUCAUUUACAUAAAAAUCAACAGAAACCCCAGGUCCCAAGAGAGGAUCAGAAUAGCAUUUUAAUGCUUCAUUUAGAUUUUGAAGGUGUUGUUUUAUUUUAUUUUUGAAUGAAUUGAUGUCUUUAGUAUUAAUGGAUGUAUCUCACAGUCCUUAGUUCAUUUAAAGACAAACACUCUCAUUGUGUUACGCAAUAAGGGCUUAUUAAGUUUGUGGUUGCCAUGACAAAUCACAACUUUCAUGCUUGGAAUUCUGUAUUGUUUAUAAGACUUGUCUUUUACAGAAGGUUGUAUCCUGCCUUCACCACUUCAUAAGAACAUAAGAAGGUUUAGGAAUGAGUGGAGGCCUUUCAGCCUUCAUCCAGCCCUUUUGCUAGUUAGCACUUCAGUGAUUCAAGGAUCUCAUUCAGCCAUUUCUUGAACAAAGCGGGGGUGUCUGCUUCUCCAGCAUGGCUGAAUAGGCUCUUCCAGGCCUUCGCAACCCAACAAUGUCACGGAAAUCUGGAGUAAAAAGCUUUGAAAAUCACCCUUUCGGUGCUUUGGAGUUUCAGAAAGGUUUCAGAGAAUAUAUUGAGUAAAUUACCUGUAUUCCCUUUUUUAAUGACCCGGCUUGGAUUUAUAGAAUUCUGUUUUGUUCUCCAUGGUGAAUAUUCAAAGGAAACUCCUUUUGUAAAAAUCAUUACUGGGUUGAAAUCACAUAAUUAACACUUUGAAGAUUAAACACAUACAGAAUGGCUGAAUUGUGACCAACAAAUUCAGAUUGUGCCUGUUAAUGACACAUUUAUAGAAAUCAUUAGUUUUUUUUUGUGAGGCUUCUUCUCGAAACUGUGUGCAAUUAUGAUUGAAGGUCUCCGUGUUUGAAAGUUAUUUCAGACCAUUUUAAUAAAAAGGAUUUAAAAUAAAUGGGUGUUCAAGUGGAUUCAAAUGCUGUUUUUUCUAGAUCCAGA